AUGGCGAGCUGGUGGCGCGCGUUUCCACGAGCGGCGCGUCGCUAUCCGUGGCCCACUAACGUGCUGCUCUACGCCGGGCUCUUCUCCGCCGGUGAUGCGCUGCAGCAGCGACUGCGGGGCGGCCCAGCCGACUGGCGCCAGACGCGGCGCGUGGCCACUUUGGCCCUGACCUUCCACGGAAACUUCAACUACAUGUGGCUACGCCUGCUGGAACGCGCGCUGCCAGGCCGCGCGCCGCGCACGGUCGUGGCAAAGGUGCUUUGCGAUCAGACUGUCGGAGGGCCAGUAGCCCUCUCUGCCUUCUAUGUCGGAAUGAGCAUUCUCCAGGGAAAGGAUGACAUAUUUUUGGACCUGAAGCAGAAAUUCUGGAAUACAUAUAAGAGUGGUCUGAUGUACUGGCCUUUUGUGCAGCUGACUAACUUCAGCCUUGUCCCUGUGCACUGGAGGACAGCAUACACAGGACUCUGUGGCUUCCUCUGGGCCACCUUCCUGUGCUUUUCACAGCAGAGUGGCGAUGGUACCGUGGAGUCCAUGUUCAUCUUCCUUCGAAGGAAGGAGGCGGGUGACAAGUCCCCAGAGAAGUGAGGAGUCAGACUGCCUUCCGAGGACUCAGUUCUGUCUCUCCCAAUCACCUGCAGCAGGCCUGCUUUACUGACCAGUUGUGGAUUCCAUCAUGAAGACAUUCCGUAGGCUCACUUGAUUUGAAAUUAUCAAUUAUUAUUUUAAUUUUUAUCCAAACCUUUCCCAGUCAUUCUAGUCUGAAGGUCUUAUUCUCUGGUAUUUUCAUGUCUUUAAUGCUUUGGUUAAAAACUGCAACAAUGACCUGUGACAUUUUAGAAUUAUUAAUAUUUUUAUUCUAAUAUUAUAUGGCUAGUUGAAUUUUUAAAAAAAACUCCAGUUUUGAUUGUAUUUCUAGCCUAAACUCUCAGUCUAUUUCCUACACACUGUGGAAUCUGAUUGCCUUUUGUUCUUAUAGUAAAUUUCUAUGCAUAUAAAAUUCAGUCAAGGUUGAAUAAUCAGUCCCCACCCCAGAUAAUUUAUAAUAAUGUAUUAUAAUGCCAACACUAAAAUUCUGUAAGUAGAUGAUUUUAAUCUUCAAAAAGGAAUAGUGUUGGAUAUAUUCUGUAUAGAAUAUUUUAUUGAUACUGUCUACUUGUUUUUUAAAAGAAGGAUCUCUCUUUGUGUAGCUCAGGCUGCUCUGGAACUCAUUAGAUACCCCAGCGAGGCCUCAGCUCUCCAAGUGCUGAGAUUACAGGCAUGAGCCAACAUGUCUUUCUCUUCUGUUUUUAUAUUAUACCAUUCAAGUUCAGAUUUUUUAAAUUGAUGUCUUCUAGCUUUGAGAAGAUACAGUUGAUCAAAUGCCCUAAUUCCUACAUAUAUGAAAUAAAAUAUUUGGUUUCUAAAUGAACUACAGCAAAUGCAAAUUCUAGAAAACUAAUCAUUUCUUUCCUCUCUAAGGAAGAACUCUAAUACUAGACCAGUCUACACAGUUUGUAGCAAACCUAAGCGUCUGCAUUCCAAAUAUUGGGAUUACAGACAUGAGCCACCAUGCCUGUCUUUGUGUGUAUGUGUGGUACUAGGGGUGGAACCAGGGUCUUGCACAGACAAGUGCUCUGCUACUGGCUGUAUCCCAGGAUCCUGAUACUAGUCUUUUAUAACUCAGUGCUUUAAAAUUCUUUAUACUUUAAAGUGGACACAAAAAUGAGAGCAAGUUGUUCACAUUUAUUCAGUUUGUCUAGUCUCAGCUAGCCACCUUCAGGUUUCAGAGUUAUUCGAAUACCCAGGUCUUGACGUGUGUCUGUCUUCUAAUAACCACACAUGGCAGUGUGUACCUGUCUACUCAGAAAGCUAAUGGAGAGGAUCAUUUCAGCCCAGGAGUUUGAGACUGGACUGGAAAAAUACAGCAAAUCUUUGUCUUAAAACUACACAUGCACACAAAAAAAGUAAAACUGUGAAUGUCUUAAGUAAUUUCAGCAAUCUCACCUGAAAUCACCCCCAUGGCUCUGUUGCGUCUACUGGCAUGCAGGACAAAUUCUGAGACAGGAAACACUGAGUUCCGAGUUUAUCUUGUGAAUGUAUAAUGUCAAUUUUAUAAUUCAUUCUUAAAUUUCUAAGCAAUUAAUUUAUAUGGUUUAUAAUAUGUUUGUAAAAAUUAUAAGCAUGUACCUUCUAAGGGUCUAAGUUAUGGAAUGUAAUAGAAAUUGUUGGGAAGGUACGAAGGUAUAUCCCUGUAUCUUCACUUGUUAAUUGCUGUGCCCUAAGCAACUUGCUGGCAGGAUUUGAGUAUUGUCAUUUUUAUGGGCCAUUGCCAGUUUUCUAAGUGUAAAUGUUUGUCCUUCCCACCUGCCCCAAAAGAAGGUUCUCUGAGAUUAUCAUAUUAAAAGACAAGCUGGCUGGCGUGAUGAAUGUCAAGCAGCCCUUAAUGCCAAAGGUCAACCUAAGGUAAGAUUGACUGGGUGUUGUCCUGCUGCUGGUUGGUUCAGACUGGAAUGUGGCUUUUUGUAUAAUAAAUAAAAAGCUGACAGCUGGAGCUAGGGCAGGAAGUAUGGGGCAUAGCUUCUGUGCAGACAGACACAUAGGCAGAUAUGCAGGUAUGGAGAGAUGCAGGGGGAUUUGGAAGGAGGCAAAAGGGAGGGAGGGGGCAGAAGGGAGAUGGAUGGAGCUGAGACCAUGAAGUGAGAACCACAUGGAGGAAUGGGGUGGUGGUGGUUUGAAUAUGCUUGGCCCAUGGGAAGUGGCACUAUUAGGUAUGGCUUGUUAAAGGAAAUGUGUCCCUUUGGGGGUGGGCUUUGAAGUCCUAUGCUCAAGCUCUACCAUGUAAGGAGAGACUCCUCCUGAUUGCCUGCAGGAGAGAAUCCCCUUCUGCCUGCCUUCAAAUCAAGAUGUAGAACUCUUAGUUCUUUCUCCAACACCAUGUCUGUCUGUAUGCUGCCAUGUUUUCUGCCUUGAUGAUAAUGGACUGAACCUAUGAAACGAUGGUCUGUUCUAAGCUACGCACAAAUGAAUAUCAUUGGUGUGUUGGCCAGAACCAAAGACUUUGGGAACCACCGCUGCAGCUGCUGGCUGCUGUGACCCUGCAAGACCGAUGCCACGCAGACUGCUGCCCACCACCACUGCACCACAUUAGCCGCUACUACCUGCCGUCACCGACCAGUGCCACAGACCAACUCCACCUGCCACUGCAAGGCUCACAGAACUUCUACCACUUGAGCUGUGCCACUGCGGCCCACCACGUGGAGCUAGCCUCUGCCACAUGGGCUAGGCAGCCUACACACAGACCUCACAGUUCUACAGACACCGAAAACACACACCAGCAUACUGAUUGAUCCCCUUACAGGUAAACCCAGUUCAUCCAUGGCUGCUGGAUGGCUACAAAAUUGUAUGACUUAGUACAUAUGAAAAAGACAUGAAUCUGACUGAAAUAUGGCAAGUGACUGGCUGUUUUGUGUUAUUGGUGAUAUGUUCAUUCUGAGAAAAAAUAGAAUAGUCACAUUUACAUCC
This is a messenger RNA of Grammomys surdaster, 3501 nucleotides long. It is a transcript of the gene Mpv17l, whose product is annotated as MPV17 mitochondrial inner membrane protein like. The record is from RefSeq and is a predicted model, not a curated record. Lineage: Eukaryota; Metazoa; Chordata; Mammalia; Rodentia; Muridae. The transcript is spliced from 6 exons. Bases 1 to 585 code for a protein of 194 amino acids. Gene Ontology annotation, cellular component: membrane; cytoplasm.